UUAUAUAGUCAAUGAGCGUUUAAGACGUUCUCAGUUGGUGUAGCAGUUUAUAUUCCAAAAAAUAUAUUCUACUUUUCCAUCUAUGAAAAUAUAUUUUUCAUUUAUGUCAUCUAUCAAAUGAAUAGUAAUAAUUAAUCAUACAGUAAUCUCUUUACUUAGGUAAAUUCAAAUUUGAAUGACAGUUGAUUUCAUUAAAUAGCAACACAUAUUGUCACUUGUUAUAUCUUUGGUGACAAAAGUAAAGUAGUUCUAUUGUUUGAAUCUAUCGUUUAUUUUUAAAAUCUCAUCAAAACGGGGGCUGAACAGUCAAUUAUGUCCGUCUCCCAGAUGGAAAGAAAUUUAUUCAAUCUCAAAUUUGCUGUGAAGGAAUUAGAGAGAAAUUCCAAGAAAUGCGAAAAAGAAGAAAAGGUGGAAAAGGCAAAAAUAAAAAAAGCCAUUCAAAAAGGUAAUAUGGAGGGCGCACGAAUUCAUGCAGAAAAUGCAAUUCGCCAACGUAAUCAGGCACUCAAUUAUUUACGGAUGAGUGCAAGAGUUGAUGCAGUAGCUAGCAGAGUACAAACUGCUUUGACUACACGCAAAGUUACUCAGUCAAUGGCUGGAGUAGUUAAAGCCAUGGAUGCAGCAAUGAAAUCAAUGAAUUUAGAAAAAAUUUCAGGUCUUAUGGAUAAGUUUGAAAGUCAGUUUGAAGAUUUAGAUGUACAAAGUUCAUACAUGGAGAAUGCUAUGUCUCAAACUACAACAACAAAUGUUCCACAGAAUGAUGUUGAUUCUUUAUUGCAACAAGUUGCAGAUGAAGCUGGUUUGGAGUUGAAUAUGGAAUUGCCAUCUGGACAGUUAGGUAGUAUAGGUACAUCUACUAUCAGUCAAGAACAAGAUGAACUUACACAACGGUUAGCAAGACUUCGUGAAUAGUAAUACAGAUGUAAAAUCUAGUUACAGCACAGGUACAUAAUGAGAAAGAUAUAUCUUUAUCUGCUAUAAUUUGCAUUAACUUAUUAACCUUUUGACUGCCAUAUAAGAGUUUAAUGGAAAUGAUCACCGUAUACUAUCCUUGUCUAUAAUUGCUUGGUAAUUACAUACUAGAUAUUAUAAACGCCUACAAUUACACAUAUUUAAAUUUCAAUUUCUUUUUUGUUUUUUAGCCAUAUACAGAGACUGGUUUAUUUUGUAACGGUCAAUGUACAAAGGGUUAAAAGGAAACGUAUACAAACAUUUUCUUCAUGUACACUCCAUGAUCUUAAACCUUUUUCUUAAACCUUAUUCAUUUAUUUCGAGUGAAAUUAUGUAGUAAUGAUAUAAAAAGCUAAGAUCUUCCACCUGAGGUUCAUCAUUGGGUUUCUCAGUUAUUUGUAUAAGACAAACAUAUAUUGUUCAGUAAAUGUACAUAUUUAUUUAAAAUUGCAGAAUUUCGUUAAACCAAUUGAAAAAUAUUAUAAUAACUAAAUAAUAGAGAAAUAAUUGAGAAAUAUUAUAGCUUAAAAUGAUUUCAAAAUUAUAGCAGUAUAUAAAUAUAUUUAUAGUCAAUGGAAUUAUACAGAGUGUUCCAUUUGAAGUUACGCACGCAAUUAUUUCCCAAACUAUAGUUCGUUUUAAAAAAUGUUUCAAAUGGAACUUACCCUAUCCUGGGAAGGAGGGGGGCAUCUUAUGGUGAUCACAAACCUUCUCUAAGUGGAUGUGCUUCCAAGAUUUCAAGGUGAUCUUUGUUUUUUUAUACGGAACUAUAUGUUUUUAUUUAGGUAGGCAUGUAACCCGUUCCGGGAUGAAUUUAUCGAACUAUAUUUAUUUAUUAUUUCUUAGUCCAUGCCUUUCGGCUUUAGACGAACUUUCGGUUUUACAUCUCUUAUACCUAUUUCGCUUCUUAUAUAUCUACCUCCCCUUUUAUCCACUCUAUUGUAUUGCACUUCCUUAAUUAUUCUAUCUCUAAAAACUAAAAACUAAUAAUGACUAAGAACUAUUACAACUUUUGGGCUUUUGCCUCCUUGCUGUGCUUCCUUAUUGUCGUUCCUCCCAGUCUUGUAUUGCCCUUCUGUUCUCUAUUAUUGCUAUUAGUUCUGUUAGUCCUUCUCUAGUCUCAUUUAGUAUUUUUUCUGUGUCCUUUGGUCCUCCCAUUAUUUUGCAUUCUUCUAUUACAUGUCUCAGGUCUUCUUCUUUCCUUUUACAUAGUCUGCAAUUUUUUUCUCCCUCUUCUUUCCAGUAUUCCCUUACUUUGGUCUCGUUCCCACUUCUGAAUCUUGCUAAUAUUUUUCUGUCCUUCCACUUCUGUCCUCCCUUCUAAGCACUUUAUUAACUCUUCUUUGGCGAUUUUUCUGUAAUGUGUGUUAUAUUUUGAUUCCCUUAUCCUUUUCCCCCUCUCCUCUGCUUCUCUCUUCUUUCUUUUAUAAUUUGGUCUGCUGUCAUCCUUUCUUGCUCUUCUCUUGCUUCCAUCUGUGCCCUUCCAUUUCUCACCUCUUCUAGUCCCUUUUUUCUCUUUCUUGCUCUUUUCCCUUCUUGGCCAUUUCCCCAGUUUCUCUCUCUUUCCUUUAUGCACUCCUUUACUAGUUCCUUUUUUGAUUCUAAGGCUUUCUCUUCAUACCUUUCUGCUCUUUUUAAUGCUUUUUCUUUGAUUUCUUUUAUCUUGCAUUCUUCUAUCAAUAUAUAAUUUGGUGUUAUCAUAUCUAAACCUAAGAUCCAUUUCACAUAUCUUCUUUGUAUUCUAUCCAAUCUUUCUUCCAUGUUCCAGCCCCAUACCUUUGCUCCAAACAGCGUCACGAUUUAUCGAACUAUAAUAUAUUGGUGUUUGAAGGUCAUUUAUUGCCGUUCAAAACAUACUGUUGUUGAACGUCCAGAAAUUGUUUCUUAUGUAUUCAAAAGGAUGACUUUUGUAGUCAGUACAAUUAUUUACUCUAUUCCUAUAUGAUAGCUGCACUUUUUCGAAAGUGACAGAACUAAUUCUUCCAAAUUCCUCACAUUCUUCCAAAAUUAGAGGCAUAUUGGCAAUCUUAUUGCGAAAUUGUUGCGAAUUUAUUGCGAAUUUAUUAUUGCGUAUAAUGAACCAUCGUAAAUUAAAUCGUUACCGGAAGAAAGUACACGUAAUACUGUUUGCAAUAAUAUUGAUUCCUUUGAAGCAACUGUCAUACAAAGUGAGGAUAUCUGCCUAGUAGCAAAUUAUAGUUAAUAAUAAACAAAUACGAAUAACGAUAAAUCGCAUCAUUUGUGUAAUUUCGAUUCAUGUUUACAUCUGAAUUGACGCAAUACUUCAGUAAAUCAAAUCCUGAGAACGUUCAAAGAAAGUAAGUUUUUGAAAGGCAAUGAAUGACCUUCGAGUACCAACAUAUUAUGAGUCGAUGAAUUCGUCACGAAAUGAGCUACACGCCUCCUUAAAUAAAAAGAUACAGUUUCGUAUAAAAAAACAAAGAUCUCUUUAAAAUCUCGGAAACACAUCCACCUAGAGAAGAUUUGUAACCACUAUAAGAUGUCCCUUCCGAAAUUAGGUAAGUUUUAUUUGAAAUAUUUUUUGAAACGAGCUAUAGUAUGGAAAUUAAUUACAAACUCCACCUGGAACACCUUAUAUAUCUUUCCCAUCUCUGUAACAAGUACCUAUAAAUAAUGAACACGUUAAAAUGUUCAACACAAA
Bombus pyrosoma is the source of this 3613-nucleotide messenger RNA. RefSeq names its product charged multivesicular body protein 1b (gene Chmp1). NCBI's taxonomy places the organism in Eukaryota, Metazoa, Arthropoda, Insecta, Hymenoptera, Apidae. Gene Ontology annotation, cellular component: ESCRT III complex; multivesicular body. The coding region runs from base 313 to 912 and encodes 199 amino acids. The transcript has 5 exons. The record is from RefSeq and is a predicted model, not a curated record. Gene Ontology annotation, biological process: endosome transport via multivesicular body sorting pathway; protein transport; late endosome to vacuole transport.